Messenger RNA from Trichomonas vaginalis G3, 591 nucleotides. RefSeq names its product GTPase protein. Gene Ontology annotation, molecular function: GTP binding; GTPase activity. Bases 1 to 591 code for a protein of 196 amino acids. The transcript has a single exon. Lineage: Eukaryota; Parabasalia; Trichomonadida; Trichomonadidae. The record is from RefSeq and is a predicted model, not a curated record.
AUGUCUCAAGAUUUAACACUCAAAGUAGUUGUUGUUGGAGAAUCCGGAGUAGGAAAAACAUGUGUUUCACUGAGAUUUCUUACUGGUGAGUUUUCUGGAACAACUACUCCAACAAUUGCAGCUGGGUUUUGCAACGCCAAGCUAAAAGUCGGUAAAACCAAUGUAAAUCUUCUUAUUUGGGAUACUGCUGGUCAAGAAGCUUAUAGAUCACUUACUUCACAAUAUUAUCGCGAUACAAAAAUUGCAAUUUUAAUGUUCGAUUUAACAUUACCGCAAACAAUGGAUGCCAUUAAUGAGUGGCAUGAUAGAAUAUGCGAAGUUAAUGACGGAAGAGUCAUUACUGUAUUAGUUGGAAAUAAAUCUGAUUUACCAGGAAGAAAAGUCACUGCUGAACAAGGCGAGAAACUUGCUGAAUCAAUAGGUGCUAUCUAUCGUGAAACAAGUGCGCUUACUGGUAAAGGAGUUACUGAAGUAUUCGAAGAUGCCUGCGAAGAAUACUUGAAGUUUAAUCCUACAUCAUCUAGACUACGCACAAAGCAAAGUGUUGACGUUGCCAAGCCCGAUGCUCCAAAGGGAAAUUGCAGUUGCUAA